AAUAUUGAUACAAUUAGAAUUAACUAUGGAAAAGGCGGGAAAAAAUGGAUUUCAAGACAAACUAGUUAUCAUUUUUUAUUGAAACGAAAAUACAUAGAAAAUAAUAAAUAUGGAUGCUUUGAAAGUCAUCAAAUUUCAUCAUCCGUUAGUUGACAACUUAAACAUAGUGUACAAUGUGUCCAGCCGGUCAAUAGUGUUUUGGAAUAAAUAUCAAAUAUUUUUAUUCGAUGAGCUGAAAUAUGAAAGCUUGGAUAACGAUUGCCAGUGGAUACAUUUUACUGAAUUUAGUACGGCUCAAGUAAUAUUAUCGGUUAACUAUCUAAUUUGCUUAGAUAACAAUGGUUUUAUUUACAUAUCUCCACUAAAAUUUAAACAGUCCGCUCAAAAAAGAAUUAAGAGUAGUUUUCAGCUACGUGAACAGGGAAUUUUAUGUAUUGAAUACAACGAAAAUAACAAUGUUACAUUCAGUAUACAAAAAGAAGCAACAAAAUUAUACUUUUGUGUCCAUAAAAUAAGUUCAGUGUUUCCUUUGGAAAAGAAAAUUCAAAUUUCUAAUGAAAACAUACAAUGUGCAAGUAAUGUUAUUUGUGGAAAGAUGAUUUUUAGCUCUCGCGCAUUAAGUGAAACAGAAUUUAUUGACAUUAAAGAUUUAUUCCAGCUAAAAGACGUUCAAUGGACGAAUCAACUGUUAGUGAUCGUAAGUUUUGAUAAUUUAACAUUGUGUGCUUUUCUAAUAUGUUUGAAAUCGACUCAAGAAAUUGUAUCGCCAGUAAAGUUACUUACUUAUCCAUCUCAAAUCAACAAUAUAAGUUUUAUUUACGAAAACCAUUUGAAUAUUAUUAUAAGUUUAGCAUCCGGUACACUGAUAAAACAACCACUUUCUAGUGAAUAUAAAUUACGUUCUAAUAUUAUACAUUUAAAUACUGCUAUAAAUAAAUGUCUAGCUAUUAAUAGCACUAUGAUAUACACCGAUGGAAUUUCUAUGUGGAAAUCUGAAAACACAUAUUCUGAAACUAGUAUAACAUUUAGAGAAUUUGUUGUAAGACAUGUCAAAGAUUUUAUUAAGGUUGCAGAUCAAAUUGUCUGUGUAACAUAUUCAAAAUUGAUUUAUUUAAUACCACUCGAAGAGGAAGCAUGCUAUUUAAACAAUCCUACAACAGAUGGCGAUUAUUGUUCAGCGAGUGAUCUCUUAAAUAAUUGUGAUUAUUUGGACAAAAUUAUGGAAGAAAUAAAAAAAAAUGAUCAAAUAAUUAAAAGUAUCAAGAAAGAAGAAAAUUAUCUUAUGACACUAGCUUUAUCUAAUAGAAAAGACAUAAUGAAUGAAGUAAUUCAUUAUAAUGUUACAAUAUUAGAUAAUUAUGAAGAUAUACUGAAUGAAGAUAUUCCAUUCACAAUGACGAAUAAUAUUAAGGAAUAUUUUCAUACUGAUAAUUUAUAUUUCCUCAUAAAAAUCACAACAACUUGUCACUUGCAACAAAAAUUUAGUGAUAUCCUGUCCAACCUUUUUGGUAAUUUAAAGAUACAUAUAACAUUGCUGUCUGAGAGCAAAGUAUUAAAAACAACCAGUAUAACAGUUCAAGAACAGUUGAAAACCAUGAACAUUGUCAUACCGUUAAAUACACAAAUGUUGAACUUAACAAAAGUUACUUUACACAUUCAGUUGGUUACCUAUAUACCAUGUGCUCUAAAUGAAAAAGACACUCUGUGGACAAACUUACAUUCUGUUAAAAUUGUUUUAAAUCCAGAAAACUUUAUUAAAACUAAUAAUUCAAGACAUAACAUAAAAUUUAUUAAGGAACCAAAAAAAUCCAUCUUAGAUUUAAUUUAUGAAACAACUUACAAACACUAUGGGAAAUUAUUUAAAAUUAACCGAGUUUCAAAUACAAGAACAGCAUUUAAAUGGUCAUUUUAUGUCAAAUUACCAAAUAACUAUCAGGACUCAUUGAAAAAUAGAAAUUUCUUUUUUGAAAAAUUUUAUAUUAGCAAAGCAAAAUAUUUAUUGAAUGAAUUAUCAUCAGAGGAAUUCCUGAAAUCACGGAGUAAUCUUUGCUUUAUAAUAGACAAUGAAAGAGUGGAACUAGAGAUUUUAAAUGAUGGUAUUUUUGAUCCCAUAUUAAAGGUGACCUCACAGAAUGCUCAAGUUGCUUUUGGGAUCAGAAAUUUUUUGGCUGGUCUCGCUCACAACGGUUUCAGGAAUUACGAAUACGAAUUUGCUAGCAAUACAUUAUAUGAUUCUCUUGAGAAUAUGGAAAGGAAAAUUAAAGCGUGCUUGUUGAAAAAAAAUUCAAAUGAAGAAUUCAUCAAUAUUUUUGAUCAAUACCAAAGGAAUAUAAUUGGGGCUUUAGUUAUAUAAGAUAUUCUUUAUAAAUCUAGUCACAUUGUCCAUUACUGUAGGUGUAUUAUAAAUGUUUUGCCUUUUAUGUGAUUACACUGUUUUUUUAACUACAGA
Molecule: messenger RNA, 2449 nt
Organism: Vanessa tameamea
Lineage: Eukaryota; Metazoa; Arthropoda; Insecta; Lepidoptera; Nymphalidae
Exons: 2
Coding region: 110-2353 (747 amino acids)
Source: RefSeq, a predicted model, not a curated record